This is a messenger RNA of Rhodamnia argentea, 548 nucleotides long. RefSeq names its product histone H4. Gene Ontology annotation, biological process: nucleosome assembly. Gene Ontology annotation, molecular function: protein heterodimerization activity; structural constituent of chromatin; DNA binding. Gene Ontology annotation, cellular component: nucleosome. Lineage: Eukaryota; Viridiplantae; Streptophyta; Magnoliopsida; Myrtales; Myrtaceae. The transcript has a single exon. The record is from RefSeq and is a predicted model, not a curated record. The coding region runs from base 65 to 376 and encodes 103 amino acids.
CUCUCUCCUCUUCAUUCCCUAAGAAAAAUUCCAUAUCUCCUUAGCAUCUUGAUCGAUCGCCGCCAUGUCGGGCCGUGGGAAGGGAGGCAAGGGGCUGGGCAAGGGAGGGGCGAAGCGGCACAGGAAGGUCCUCCGCGACAACAUCCAGGGCAUCACCAAGCCGGCCAUUCGCCGCCUGGCCCGCCGCGGCGGCGUCAAGCGCAUAAGCGGCCUCAUCUACGAGGAGACCCGCGGCGUCCUCAAGAUCUUCCUCGAGAACGUCAUCCGCGACGCCGUCACCUACACCGAGCACGCCCGCCGCAAGACCGUCACCGCCAUGGACGUCGUCUACGCCCUCAAGAGGCAGGGCAGGACUCUCUAUGGCUUCGGCGGUUGAUUUUGUUUUGGGGGGUGGUGUUUCGCUUCGAUGCGCCUGUCGUUGAAUUGGGUAGUUUGUUGUGGAUGGUUGCGGCGCUCUAGCGUUAGGGCUUUUGAUUUGGUUUGGAAUUGAAGUACCGUGUAAUGUGAAUACUUGGAUCGAUGCAAUGAGAAGUUAGCUUUCGCAUUGA